Molecule: messenger RNA, 603 nt
Organism: Trichomonas vaginalis G3
Lineage: Eukaryota; Parabasalia; Trichomonadida; Trichomonadidae
Product: integrase core domain containing protein family
Exons: 1
Coding region: 1-603 (200 amino acids)
Biological process (GO): DNA integration
Molecular function (GO): nucleic acid binding
Source: RefSeq, a predicted model, not a curated record
AUGAGCUUGAAAGAAGUAUUCGAACAACAUCCAUGGAGGUCAUUUAAGAAGUUCAAUGAAGCAGCAAAGAGUUCGGGAUUUACUAACAGAGCUGAAGUGAAAAGGUUCUUUGACAAAAAUGUUGUACAUCAAACAAAAAUAAACCCUUACGACUACUUUUUACCAAUUUACUCCAACACUCCUGACGCAUACCAAUUUGACACUCUCAUUCAAAGCAGAAAAGGAGGACAUAAACCAUUCCUCAUCUUCAUAAAUGUUAACACUCGUAAAGCAUAUGCAUAUCCAAUGAAGAACAAAGGAACUCGUGAAGUGUUAAGAGUUUUACAAAAGUUUGUAGCAGAACAUAACCCAAGUACUUUAACAUCAGACCAGGAUUCAGCAUACCUCAGCAACGAAAUCACAGAAUUUCUCAUUAAGCAUAACAUAACUCACUACACUACUGAAGACCAUAACCAUAACAUACUCGGCAUCAUAAACCGCUUCAUAAGGACUCUCAGAGAUUUAAAUCAAGAGCGAGACUUUACCGAAGAAACAAUGAAACAUUUUCUCGAAGUAUAUAAUUCCUCAACACAUUCUACAACAGACAUACACCAAAUUCAAUGA